GCUGUCACUCGCGCCCAGGAAGUGCGUCCUGUGCGUGCGCAGGCGGGCCCCGGGAAGUGUCGCCUGCCGGAGCCGGCUCUCGGGCGGUGGCGGUGGCGCCGGGCCCCGGCCUUCUGGGCAGCCGCGCGCUCCUACCCUCGACCUCCCCUCGCUGGCGGCGACCGGCCCCGGCUACAGCGGGCUCGGGGCGUGCGGCCAGGUUUUUUGUCACACCUUGACCAUGAGCCCCACACAGUGGGACUUCCCUGUGGAAUUAUGUUGUCGGCCUAUGGCUUUCGUAGCUCUUACAGGCCUGGAUGUAGUUUAUAAUGCUGUCCAUCGCGCUGUCUGGGAUGCUUUCUGUGCCAAUCGGAGGGCUGAUCGGGUUCCGAUUUCUUUCAAGGUGCUCCCAGGUGACCAUGAGUAUCCUAAAUGUAGAUCCAAGAGAACUUCAUAUGAAUGGUACAUUCCUAAAGGGAUCUUAAAGACUGGCUGGAUGAAUAAACAUCUGAAUCUGGUGCCAGCCCUAGUGGUUGUGUUCUACGAACUGGACUGGGAUGAGCCCCAGUGGAAAGAGAAGCAGUCAGAGUGCGCUACCAGAGUGGAAAUAGUCAGACAAAGUUUACAAGGGAGAAACACAAAAGUUGCAGUGGUUCUGAUUCAGAAGAAAACCCCUUUGCCUCCAGGAGAAGAUGUCAUUGCUUCAGAAAGGGCUGCAGCUCUAUGUAAUGCGUGUGAACUUUCAGGGAAGUCUCUGUUUGUACUGCCACACACCGACCACCUUGUGGGUUAUAUUAUAAGAUUAGAAAAUGCCUUUUAUGAACAUGCACAGACUUAUUACUACAGUGAGAUCAGAAGAGUGAAAUCUCAUAAAGAAUUUUUGAAUAAAACAACACACCAGCUUUUAUUUGUUAGACAUCAAUUCAAAAUAGCUUUCUUCAGUGAAUUGAAACAGGAUACACAGAAUGCUCUGAAGAAUUACAGGACUGCCUAUAAUCUUGUACAUGAAUUGAGAGCCCAUGAAACCAAUAUUCUGGAAAUUAAGACUAUGGCAGGAUUUAUUAACUACAAGAUCUGUAGACUGUGUUUUCAGCACAACACCCCGUUGGAUGCAAUUGCUCAGUUCCGAAAACACAUCGACUUGUGUAAGAAAAAAAUUGGAAGUGCAGAGUUGUCUUUUGAGCACGCUGCAUGGAUGUCUAAACAAUUCCAGGCCUUUGGAGAUUUAUUCGAUGAAGCUAUUAAGUUAGGAUUGACAGCUAUUCAAACUCAGAAUCCCGGGUUCUAUUACCAGCAGGCAGCAUACUAUGCCCAGGAGCGGAAACAGCUUGCAAAAAAUCUCUGCAGCCAUGAAGCUUCUGUAAUGUAUCCCAAUCCUGAUCCCUUAGAAACACAAACAGGUGUUCUUGACUUUUAUGGACAAAGGUCCUGGCGACAAGGAAUACUAAGUUUUGAUCUUUCUGAUCCUGAAAAAGAGAAGGUGGGAAUUCUUGCCAUUCAGCUCAAGGAGAGAAGUGUUGUUCACUCUGAAAUAAUAAUAACUCUUCUGAGCAAUGCUGUUGCACAAUUUAAGAAGUAUAAAUGUCCAAGAAUGAAAAGUCAUCUCAUGGUUCAAAUGGGAGAAGAAUAUUAUUAUGCAAAGGAUUAUACCAAAGCUUUGAAGUUGCUGGAUUAUGUAAUGUGUGAUUAUCGGAGUGAAGGAUGGUGGACUCUACUCACAUCUAUAUUGACUACAGCUCUGAAGUGUUCCUACCUCAUGGCCCAAUUAAAAGAUUACAUUGCCUACUCCCUAGAACUCCUUGGAAGAGCUUCAACCCUGAAAGAUGACCAGAAAUCUCGGAUAGAAAAGAACCUCAUAAAUGUUUUAAUGAAUGAAUGUCCAGAUCCUGAGCCCGACUGUGACAUCUUAGCUGUGAAAACUGCUCAGAAGCUGUGGGCGGACCGAGUCUCCCUGGCUGGCAGCAAUGUUUUCACAAUAGGAGUGCAGGACUUUGUGCCCUUUGUACAAUGCAAGGCCAAAUUUCAUGCUCCAAGUUUUCAUGUGGAUGUUCCUGUGCGGUUUGAUAUUUAUCUGAAGGCUGAUUGUCCACAUCCCAUUAGGUUUUCUAAGCUCUGUGUCAGCUUUAAUAAUCAGGAGUACAACCAGUUCUGUGUAAUCGAAGAAGCAACCAAAGCAAGUGAAGUUUUAGAAAAUGUGACUCAGGGAAAGAUGUGCUUAGUUCCUGGUAAAACAAGGAAGUUUUUAUUUAAAUUUAUUGCAAAAACUGAAGAUGUCGGGAAGAAAAUUGAGAUUACUUCAGUGGCUCUCGUUCUGGGCAACGAGGCAGGAAGAUGUGUGGUUGUAAACUGGCAGGGAGGAGGAGGAGACGCUGCGUCCUCCCAGGAAGCCUUACAGGCCUCACGCUCUUUCAGAAGGCGGCCUAAGCCCCCCGGCAGUGAGGUCCACUGGGACAGCGUGGCCAUCCAGGCAAGCACGAUGAUCAUUUCUAGAGUUCCAAACAUUUCUGUACACCUGCGACAUGACCCACCUGCCCUGACUAAUGAAAUGUAUUGUUUGGUUGUGACCAUUGAGUCUCAUGAGAAGACCCAGGUCAGAGACGUGAAACUCACUGCUGGUUUAAAACCCGGACAGGAUGCCAAUUUAACUCAGAAAACUCACGUGACUCUUCAUGGAACGCAGCUAUGUGACGAGUCCUACCCGGCUCUGCUCACUGACAUUCCUGUCGGAGACCUACGCCCAGGGCAACAGGUGGAAAAAAAGUUGUAUGUUCGCUGUGGAACAGUGGGUUCAAGAAUGUUUCUUGUGUAUGUUUCUUACCUGAUCAAUACAGCCAUUGAAGAAAAGGAAAUUGUUUGCAAAUGUCACAAGGAUGAAACUGUAACAAUAGAAACUGUCUUUCCAUUUGAUGUUGCAGUUAGAUUCGUUUCUACAAAGUUUGAGCACCUGGAACGGGUCUAUGCGGACAUCCCCUUUCUGUUGAUGACAGACCUUCUGAGCACGUCACCGUGGGCCCUCACUAUUGUAUCCAGUGAGCUACAGCUUGCCCCUUCUAUGACCCCGGUGGGUCAGCUAGAGUCCCAAGUGGACAAAGUUGUCUUACAGACCGGAGAGAGUGCUAGUGAAUGCUUUUGUCUUCGGUGCCCGUCUGUGGGGAAUGUUGAAGGUGGCGUAGCAACUGGGCAUUAUAUUAUCACCUGGAAAAGGACUUCAGCCAUGGAAAACAUCCCUGUCAUCAGUACUGCCAUCACUCUGCCCCACGUCAUCGUGGAGAACAUCCCCCUCCAUGUGAACGCAGAUCUGCCAUCAUUUGGGCGUGUCAGAGAAUCGCUGCCUGUCAAGUACCACCUGCACAAUAAGACUGACUUAGUGCAGGACGUGGAGAUUUCUGUGGAUCCUAGUGACGCCUUCAUGUUCUCAGGUCUUAAACAGAUUCGAUUACGCAUCUUACCUGGCACUGAACAGGAAAUGUUAUAUAAUUUUUAUCCUCUAAUGGCCGGAUACCAGCAGCUGCCAUCUCUCAACAUCAACUUACUUAGAUUUCCUAACUUCACAAAUCAACUGCUCAGGCGUUUUUUACCUACCUGUAUUUUUGUAAAGCCACAGGGUCGACUCACGGAUGAUGCCUCGAUCGCCGCCGCGUGAUGUUCAAGACCGACUGGCUCCUGGCUAUGCUUAGGGAGAAGUUGGACAGAGCUGUAUAAGUUUUUCAUUGUGAACUAUACUUUUGAUCAUGGUAAAAGUUAAUCUUUUCUAUUUUUUAAUGGAUGUUAUACCAACUCUUCAGAGGAAUUCAUGCUUAAAGUAUUAGGAAAAUCUAUCCUCUCUUAUAGUUUCACUAAUAAAAUUUAAAAUCAGUGUGACAUGAAAGGAUGUCAGACCAUUGUUACUGUCGAAAGUCAUUUUAUGAAUAGUAAAUUCUUUUAAAAAUAAGUUAUUUGCAUGUGCAAUAUCAGAGGAAAAUUAGGCAUCCCAAAUAUGACUGGACAAGGAGGGGAAAAUGCACCAGUAUCUUCCCCAGGAAGGUUCUGGAUCCCUGUGAGUCUCAGAGUUCACUGAGCUGAAGAUAAAUCCGUCCUCAUAAAUUCAGCAUGUGCUCAGAAUACAUCACAAGUUAUACAGAAAAGUUCCAGAAAGGUUUAUUCAAAGCCAUGUAAGUUAUCUAAAAAAAUCUUUCUUUACCAUCAAAACAUCAAAUGGACUGAACUCACAGCCAAAAGGAGGAUCAUUUUUGAAGCAGGUUUGUAUUUGUAAGUGUGUUAACAAGAUCUUCAUCUGUAAGGAUCUGAACUGCAAGAAUCCGAGUAUCAGCAUAAUUUCCUAACUAAAACUUUUUGAAGAAGAAACAAGUCUAAAUAAGUGCUUUUGGUUAUGUUGUGCAGUUUCAAAAGAACUAUUUAAAGCUCCUGAAAAUUCAUGUAAAUAAAAAUCACAUUGUUAAAAAGUGUUUUUUUUGUUAACAUAUCUUAAUUUAAAGAUACCUGAUUUCCUGGAAAAUUUUAUUAUUUAAAAGUACAGGAGUUGUAAAAAGGAAAUAGUGAUGUAAAUAAAUAUGUUCUCUUUCAAAUAUG
Messenger RNA from Manis pentadactyla (Chinese pangolin), 4548 nucleotides. It is a transcript of the gene TRAPPC11, whose product is annotated as trafficking protein particle complex subunit 11. The record is from RefSeq and is a predicted model, not a curated record. The transcript has 30 exons. Bases 221 to 3622 code for a protein of 1133 amino acids. Lineage: Eukaryota; Metazoa; Chordata; Mammalia; Pholidota; Manidae.